Eurypyga helias (sunbittern) is the source of this 744-nucleotide messenger RNA. RefSeq names its product sorting nexin-6. Gene Ontology annotation, molecular function: phosphatidylinositol binding. The annotation marks the transcript as partial. Gene Ontology annotation, cellular component: endosome. NCBI's taxonomy places the organism in Eukaryota, Metazoa, Chordata, Aves, Eurypygiformes, Eurypygidae. The transcript has 7 exons. The record is from RefSeq and is a predicted model, not a curated record.
CUUAGAGCAAUAAAUGUAGAUCUCCAGGCUGAUGCUGCUCUGCAAGUGGAUAUCUCAGAUGCACUCAGUGAAAGGGACAAAGUGAAAUUCACUGUCCAUACAAAGAGUUCCUUACCAAAUUUCAAACAAAAUGAAUUUUCUGUUGUCCGGCAGCAUGAAGAAUUUAUUUGGCUUCAUGAUUCUUUUGUUGAGAAUGAGGACUAUGCUGGCUAUAUUAUUCCACCAGCACCACCCAGGCCUGACUUUGAUGCCUCAAGGGAGAAAUUGCAGAAACUUGGAGAAGGGGAAGGGUCAAUGACUAAAGAAGAAUUCACCAAGAUGAAACAAGAACUGGAGGCUGAAUAUUUGGCAAUCUUCAAGAAGACAGUUGCAAUGCAUGAAGUAUUUUUGUGUCGUGUGGCAGCACAUCCUAUUUUGAGAAAGGAUUUAAAUUUCCAUGUAUUCUUGGAAUAUAAUCAGGAUUUGAGUGUUCGUGGGAAAAAUAAGAAAGAGAAACUUGAAGACUUCUUCAAAAGUAUGGUUAAAUCAGCAGAUGGUGUCAUUGUUUCAGGAGUAAAGGAUGUUGAUGACUUCUUUGAGCAUGAAAGAACAUUCCUUGUAGAAUAUCACAACCGUGUCAAAGAUGCCUCUGCCAAAUCUGAUAAAAUGACAAGAUCACAUAAAAAUGUGGCAGAUGACUAUAAUAGAAUCAGUUCUUCAUUAUAUGCUUUAGGAACGCAGGACUCCACAGAUAUCUGCAAGUAA